Messenger RNA from Coccidioides immitis RS, 1619 nucleotides. Its product is annotated as zinc finger protein gcs1. The record is from RefSeq and is a predicted model, not a curated record. Bases 214 to 1377 code for a protein of 387 amino acids. Gene Ontology annotation, molecular function: GTPase activator activity. Gene Ontology annotation, cellular component: Golgi membrane. The transcript has 4 exons. Gene Ontology annotation, biological process: regulation of endocytosis; regulation of ARF protein signal transduction. Lineage: Eukaryota; Fungi; Ascomycota; Eurotiomycetes; Onygenales; Onygenaceae.
AUCAGACUCUUUUAUUUUGUUUUAUUUUAUUUUAUUUUUAUUUUUUUCCCCGGAGAGAUACGCAGGGAGUUGUUUGGUACUAUUUGAACUACUUUGUUGAGCUGACUGUACCCUCCUUUCUCGCCUGGGUGGUGCGUUGGCCUCCAUUCGUACAUUGCUGACUGUUGCUGCAGGAGUGUGCCUGUGCGUUUUGCCUACCUAGAGUCGGACACUAUGUCGAAGCUAUGGGAGGUCGAUCCCGAGACGAAGAGUAAACUGGCUCUUAUCCAGAAGUCCAAGGGGAACGAUCGAUGCUGCGACUGCGGUGCGCCGUCGCCGCAAUGGGCUUCGCCCAAGUUCGGUACGUUCAUCUGUCUCAAUUGUGCAGGCAUACACAGGGGACUCGGUGUGCAUAUAUCCUUUAUCCGGAGCAUAACAAUGGACGCGUUUAAGAUGGCAGAGAUACAGCGGAUGGAGCAUGGAGGCAAUGAGUCGUGGAAACAAUUCUUCGACGGUCACUCUACAACCAUGGCAGAGGGAACGACGUUUGACGAUGCUACGAUAAAGGAGAGAUAUAGCGGUGACGUCGGAGAGGAAUGGAAGGCGAGAUUGACGGCCAAGGUAGAAGGCAGGGAGUAUGUGCCUGGUGAGGAGAAGAAGAAUGCUACUUCGCGGACAAAUACUCCAGGUACGCUGGGGAGUAUCAGCCCAGAUCAAUCCAGGGCAGUAUCUCCUGGGGACAUAGGCAGGAUGAGGAGUCGGAAAGAGCAGAAUGAAGACUAUUUCGCGAAGUUGGGUGGAGAGAAUGCUGCUCGAUCCGAAAGCCUGCCUCCCUCGCAGGGUGGGAAGUACACUGGAUUUGGAGGCGGAAUGCCAGCAUCAAGACAGACAUCUCAAGGUGACAGUAUACCAGGAAUUAACGACUUCCAAAACGACCCCGUUGCCGCCUUGACGAAGGGAUUCGGCUGGUUCACAAGUACAAUCGGGAAGAGUGCGAAGACGGUAAAUGAUAGCUACCUACAACCGGCUGCGAAGUCUCUCGCCGAAUCUGAUCUUGCAGCUCAGGCCCGUAUAGCAGCAGCGGAAGUAUCUCGCAAUAUCCAAUCCGGCGCCCGCGGCGCUUCAGACUCAUUCAAUCGUUUCGUCGAGGGUCCCUCAGAUGGAUCCAGCAACAGGUCAACAUCUGCAUCGAGGCGCUUUGAGCCGGAAAGAAAAGACUUUUGGGACGAUUUUGCUGCCCUUGGGGAAUCGAGAAGCCCACCGCUGAGUAAAUCCGGGGCAAUCGGGACUGCAGCGAUGAAGAAGAACACCCCGACGACGACAACGACAACGACGGGGUCAAGCACUGGCGGAAUUUCGGCACCAAAGGGAAAAGAUGAUUGGGAUGAAAAUUGGUGAAAAAAAAAAAAAAAAUAGAACCAUGAUAUACACGCCCAGCGAACGCUUAUAUUGACAUUGUUGAGACUUACCCGGCCACAUUGUUGGAUUACUCUCUGGUGGCGUUUCUUUUGGUGAUGGGGCUCAUACCAGCUUUCUCGUAUAUAUAAAUAUCCUCUUUCCGCCUGCUUUUCUAUUACAGCUCUCUUUCACGUUAAGAUGAAUUCAACGCUUAUGUCAUUGCAUAGGCUAAUAUUAUAGAG